Messenger RNA from Austrofundulus limnaeus, 4549 nucleotides. RefSeq names its product VPS8 subunit of CORVET complex (gene vps8). The record is from RefSeq and is a predicted model, not a curated record. Lineage: Eukaryota; Metazoa; Chordata; Actinopteri; Cyprinodontiformes; Rivulidae. Gene Ontology annotation, biological process: endosomal vesicle fusion; protein targeting to vacuole. Gene Ontology annotation, cellular component: late endosome; CORVET complex; HOPS complex. Gene Ontology annotation, molecular function: protein binding.
CAGCAGGAAAAGCGGAAGUAGAUAGAAUCCCUCUGUAGUGUAAACAUAAAUAUGUCGCAGUCUCCGGACACUAGGAGCCUUUUAUCAGCUUCUUCACAGCUCAAUCUGAUAGAAGUAGAGUCGAUUGAUGAUAAGGAGUUUGACAUUCCCCAAGUGGAUACACCUCCCACACUGGAGAGCAUCCUAAGUCAGGUGGAGGAGGAGGAGGAUCCAUUUGUUUUGGAGGACACAUGCAUACUAAACACAGACAACAUGGACGCUCAGUCCUGUGACACGUCAUCUCUGGCCAGCUCCGACAGCGGAGACCCUGCGCACCUGAAACGAAAGAGGAGGCCCGUGGACCCGAACAGCACAGUUCAUGGGUCGGUGCUUCGACUCAGCUUACUGAAGGGCAUCUCUGCGCAGAUUGUUGCUGCCGCUGACAAAGUGGAUGCUGGGCUGCCAACUGCAAUAACGAUGGCUGGUGUAAUCGCUGUGGGAACGUCUCACGGCCUCGCUCUGGUUUUUGGAAAAGAUACAAACCAGGCUCUGCGACUCUGUCUGGGUAACAAAACGACGGGUGCAGAGUUCGGCGCCAUCUCUGCUCUCAGCAUCAACCACGACUGCUCCCGUCUUCUCUGUGGUUUCGCUAAAGGACAAAUUACAAUGUGGGAUCUUGCUAAUGGAAAACUUCUGAGGACUAUCACAGAUGCUCAUCCUCCAGGAACAGCUAUACUGCAUGUAAAGUUCACAGAUGACCCAACCCUGGCGGUUUGUAAUGACAGUGGAGGAUCUGUGUUUGAACUGACUUUCAGGAGGGUGAUGGGGAUGCGGUCUUGUGACUCUCGAUGCCUCUUCAGUGGUUCUAAAGGAGAAGUGUGCUGCAUUGAACCUUUACGGGCGCCUCCAGAUUUCAGAGAUCAUCCCAUCACGUGCUACUCUCUGCUGGCCAUGGCCUCCCUCACCAAGAUUUUGGUCAUUGGACUCAAACCCACGUUAAAUGUCUGGAUGACGUUUCCUUACUCUAAGUCUGAUCCAUCCAGUGUUCCUCAGCUGGCCUGGCAGUUUGUUCCUGUUCAGAAGAUGGUCAACCCCAUUCUUGCCUUUUGUAAAGGCGACACAGUCCACUUCCUCCUGGUAAAGAAGGAGGAGGUAGGCACCAUCCAUGUCAUCAAGCAAAGACAGCUCCACCUCAGCUGUGACAUCAUCAGCCUAAAUUGGAUCAACAGUUCUACGCUGGUCCUGGUGGACAGUCAUGAGAAGCUGCAGGUUGUGGACCGGUCAUCUCAGGAAGUGUUGGAGACCCUAGACUUGGAGCAGGUGCAGCUGGUGUAUAACAGCAGGCAUUUCAAAUCACUGGCCACUGGAGGGAAUGUUUCCCAGGCUCUGGCUUUGGUUGGAGAAAAGGCCUGUUACCAGUCACUUUCCAGCUAUGCAGGACAGAUUGUCUGUUUGGGCACCAAGUCGGCUCACAUCAUGUCACUAAGGAACUGGAAAGAGCGCAUUGACUGUUUGCUGAAACUGGAGGAUUUUGUCGAGGCUCUCAGUUUGGCCUGGUUGUUUCAUGAAGGAAGUGCUAAGGCCGUGGUUGGUCUUCAUGGAGAUUCACAGAAAAGGAAAGCUGUUAUCAGUGACAAGAUGGUCGAGAUUCUUCUCCAGUUUGCAGAGUGCGCUUUGAAAAAAUGUCCAGAACACGGCAAGAUCCAAGUGAUGGAGCAGCAUUUCCAGGAGGUGAUUCCAGUAUUGGUGGAUUACUGCCUGCUGCUACAGAAGGCUGACCUGCUGUUCAACCAGCUCUAUCCACGGCUGGUGGAGAACAUGAUUGCUAAGGGCGUUUUUCUGGAGUCUCUGGAGUCAUACAUUGUCGCCAACCGCCUCUGUCACCUGACCACACCCAUAAUGAAGGACCUCCUGGCCCAUUACCAUGACAGUGGGAUGAUGGACAGCUUAGAGAGAUGCAUUGUUCAUUUAGAUGUUACCAAUCUGGAUAUGCAACAGGUGGUUCAAGUAUGUUGGAACAACCAGCUCUAUGAUGCAGUGAUUUACAUCUUCAACAGAGGCAUGAAUGAUUACAUUACACCAAUGGAGAAACUCUUUUCAGUGAUUGGUCCAAGAGUUAGAGAGGGGAGAAGCCUAACAGAUGAGGAUGUGGUGAUGGGGAACAAACUUCUGGUUUAUAUAAGCUGCUGUCUUGCUGGAAGGGCAUAUCCACUGGGAGACAUCCCUGAAGAUCUAGUGGUUCAAGUCAAGCAUCAGGUGUUUGAGUUCCUGAUUCGUCUCCAUUCAGGCAACGCCUCACAUGAAGACGUUUUCCCAUUUAUUCAAACGCUCCUUCAUUUUGACACACGGGAAUUUCUGAAUGUACUCGCCAUGACAUUUGAUGACUUCCAGAAUGACAAGCAGGCUCUUGAAUACCAGCAGAGAAUAGUAGACAUCUUACUCCAGAUAAUGGUGGAUAACCCAGAUUUCACUCCGUCCCAAGUGGGCGGUCUCUUCACCUUUCUGGCCCGCCAGUUGGCUAAGCCAAACAACACACUUUUUGUGAACAGGAAUCUGUUUGAUCAGGUGCUAGAGUUCCUAUGUUGUCCAGAUGAUGAUUCUCGGCACACUGAAAGGCAGCAGGUUUUACUGGAACUGCUGCAGGUCGGAGGUGUGGUCCAGUUUAAUGAAGAAAGGCUCUUUACUUUAGCAGAGAAAGCCAACUACUACCAAAUCUGUGAAUUUCUUUAUGAAAAGAAACACAUGUAUGACCGGAUCAUCGACUGCUACUUAAGAGAUUCCCUCCGAAAGUUGGAAAUUUUCAGCUACAUACACAAUCUAAUGUCCAUGCCCGGCUAUACCUGUGAGGAGAAACAACAAGUGAAAAACAAAGUACUUCAAAACAUCCAGGAGCUGGUGAGCCUCGACCCCAGCAAACAAGCCGACCUCGUGCUGUGGCACUUCGCAGACGAGCUGCAGCCAAUAAUCUCUGAGAUCAAGGAUGACCGACUACUUUUCACAUUCCUCAGCUGUCUUUUGGAGCCACGAGAAGGAUCUCAUUCAGGGUCCACCUUGGUUCAGUCUGAACUUCAUGAACUUUUGCUCAACCUAAUGUGCCAGUUUGCCCCCGAAAAACUCCUGAACUUCCUCCAGACCUCCCAACACUACAGACUUGAGGAAGCCAUACAAAUAACGAAGAAAUACCACUGUAACGAGGCUACAGCCUACCUGCUGGAGAAGAAGGGAGACAUUCAUGGAGCAUUUGCCGGCUUGCUCCAGACACUAAAGGAAAGUCUGUGUGCCAUCACUGCUGAGAGUGGAGGAGGAGUGGAUAGACAGAAUGAAGAGGAGACAGACAGUGAUGUGAAGCUGACAAGAGUAAAUUAUUCGCUGAAUAACAUCAUUUCUUUAUGUCAUCGAAACUGUCAGAAAUUUGACCAGGACCAGAGAAAGAGCUGAAGGAGAUGACUCUGAAGGUUCUCAACUGUAUGAGCAGCUUUAUUUCUAUUCCUGCCAUCAUUCAACAAAUACUUCAGGAUCCAGUUUAUGGAAGAGGGAAGCUGGCAGAGAUUCAAGGCCUCAUUCUGGGAAUGCUGGACACUUUUACCUACGAACAGACUUUACUCGAAACCACCACCAGUCUGCUGAACCACGACCUCCACUGGUCCUUGGCUCACCUCCGCUCUGCCGUCACGAAGGGGCUCCAYCCCCGACAAGACUACUGCAACAUCUGCCUGCAGCAGUACAAGAGGAGGCAGGACCUGGCCGAGGAGAUCAUUGUGUUCAGCUGCGGCCACCCGUACCACAUGCAGUGCCUGCAGCAGAAGGACUGUGGGAGAGGAGCCGCCUCUGAGCUGCAGCAGCAGUGGAGGUGUCACAAAUGUUCAUCCAGUCGUGGAGGAAGAGGCCCUGCUGCUGAAGCAAACAGGAGCCGCAGCGCAUCUCUGGCUCAGACUCGUGUUGCAUCAGGACUUCAUGACAGAGGGGCGGAGCCUAACAGGAAAAAGGUGUUCGCUGCGACAACGUUGGACGUACAGCAGGAGCUCUCGUGGGAUCAGUUACGCAAUUUAUACCGAGGACCAUCCAGGCUGUCCAUCCUUUCAGAAGUGUCCAACUGUCAAAGCAGUGAGAAGACGGGGUUUCUAAUUCCAGCCCAAGCAGGGACUGCAGAAAAUUUGCUCCUGAAACUCUCCCCUCCACCUCUUUUUGAAGAAUAACAUCAUCGCAGGCUGAAGGUGGACGUUGGACCCAAAAUAAAUCAUUUUGUCCCGAAACAUUUUUGACUAUGAUUUAAAUGUUCCCACGAGUUUCUUAUGGCGAGACCCCUGAUGUUGAACGUCUGCCAGCUGCUUUUUAAACUAACCAUCCCUAGGAAAAGCACUAACACUUUUUAUUUAUUAAUGAAUUUUCAGGCUGCAGUAUUUCUGUUACUAAGUGAAUCUUCACUACUUCUACUCUAGAAGUGCUUCUUGUUAAAACACCUCGUGUUUGCAGACGGGACAGUUUUACAGCAGGUUUUGUUUUUAGUAUUUUCACACUUUGUUUGGACACUCAUUUAAAACGGUUCAAGAUUAAAUCCCUGAAAACUGAU